Messenger RNA from Tribolium madens (black flour beetle), 2625 nucleotides. RefSeq names its product E3 ubiquitin-protein ligase ZNF598. Gene Ontology annotation, molecular function: ubiquitin protein ligase activity; ribosome binding. The transcript has 6 exons. Lineage: Eukaryota; Metazoa; Arthropoda; Insecta; Coleoptera; Tenebrionidae. The record is from RefSeq and is a predicted model, not a curated record. Gene Ontology annotation, biological process: protein ubiquitination; rescue of stalled cytosolic ribosome. Bases 61 to 2421 code for a protein of 786 amino acids.
CUGUCAGUUACAAAAUUGGUUGUGUUUUCGUUGACAAAUUUCUAAUAGAAGCUGUCCGAAAUGUCAGAUCCGAGAGAAAAUAUCGUCAAUUCCGAGUCGGAAAACCUGUGUGUGGUGUGUUGUAAAACGGUGGAAAUCUACUCUGUGGGUAUCUGCGACCACCCCGUGUGUUUCGAGUGCUCCACCAGGAUGCGAGUCUUGUGUAACCAGAACGAGUGUCCCAUAUGCCGGGGACAGAUGCCUAAGGUGAUUUUCACCAAAGAGGUGGCUCCCUUCGCCACACUCUUCUCCAAUUACCAGCACACAAAUCUGCAAGAUCGCAAGUUUGGCUUGAUUUUCUGCUCGGAAGAGAUAAAAAAGGCGUAUCAGCAGCUUCUCGAGUUUCGAUGCGCGAUUUGCACCAAGGCGAGUAGUCGCAAGUGCACAUUUUACACCUUCCAGCAGCUGAAAGACCACAUGAGACGCGAGCAUAAUUUGGUUUAUUGUGAUUUGUGUGUAGAGAAUUUGAAGAUUUUCUGUUUUGAGAGGCGGUGUUACACGAGACAGGAGUUGGGGUACCAUCGCAGGAAAGGCGAUCCUGAUAACACGUCACAUAGGGGGCACCCUUUGUGUGAGUUUUGUGAUACCAGAUUCAUGGAUAGUGACGAAUUGUUCAGGCAUUUGCGACGCAUGCACUUGUUUUGUCAUUUUUGUGACGCCGAUGGCAAACACCAAUAUUACAACUCGAUGGAAGACCUUCAGAAACACUUCCGCGAGGAGCACCACCUUUGCGAGGAAGGAGAGUGCAGUAAUAUGCCACUUACCGCCGUGUUUAGAACCGACAUUGACUUAAAAGCACACAUUGCUACGGAACAUGGUAGACAUUUGAGCAAAUCAGCAAAUAAACAAGCGAGAACGCUUGAAUUUGAAUUCACUCUAGCCCCAAGACCGGGCUCUGAUAGAAACAAAAGACAAACGCGCAUUGAACGGAGUGAUGAAGAAGGUGCAGUUGGCUAUGAUACUGAACCAGGAGGGCCUGGAGGGGGGCUUCGAACCACCACUUUAACACCUCAUGAUUUUCCAGCUUUGGGAAACUCAACCGUGGCGGUUCAAAGUCGUCCUACUACAACUGUCAGUUUUACGUCAAAAUUGAAUACUUAUAAUAGCGAUGAUUUUCCGGCUUUAGGUGGUACUCGGACCCCUGCCGUGACAAUAACCACGGAUUCAGCUUCACGAAAGAAAGGUCCAGGGGUGACCAUAACGCGUACUUUGAGGGGUAGUUCGGCCCAAAAUUUGACAAUGAAUCCGGAGAAUUUUCCGCGUCUAGGUCCGCCAUCUAACGGGACCAGUACCGUACAUUUAAGUUUAAACAAUGUUAAAAAUUCGGCACCGAACGUUUCAAUUCAUGUCAAUCAUAAUGGUGCUAUAACAACCACUCAUAUAACCAGUACGUCGUCACAUUCUAACGGUUUUAAUAUUAAUCAACGACCCGUGGAGGCUUUUCCCGCUUUAGGCAAUACUUCUGUACCUUUAAACCCAAAGUGGGUGCAACAAAAAUCAAAAAAACAAGAAUCGAGAUUAAGUAAAGUGGCACCAGCGCCAUCUUUACCACCAAGUGACUUAACUCAGUUUCCCACUUUGAAGAAAAAUGCGAUGAAAUCGUCAAGUGUCACCGUUCCGGUCUCCGGGACAUGGCCUACAAGCUCAAACAGCAAUAAUAAUAACACUAGCAAAAUCAAUAAAAACAUCGAAAGUUCAAAAAACAAGAAACAAAAAAAGAAAACCGGUGAAGAAGAAAAGAACAAAAAUGAAGAGAACAAAGAAAAGUCAAAGAACGGGAUUGUGAAAAAACGUUCUGAGUUAAAUAUCGGUGCUUUGAGUUUGGAUGAGGCUCGGCCGACGCCUCCUCCCGGUUUCUCCGUUAAACCUCCUCCAGGUUUCAACGUUAGCAAUCAAAAUUUCCCUAGUCUCGGUGCUUCCAAUGAUUUAACAUUUACAAGUAGCAGCGGCCAAUCGUAUUCUAUUAAACCAACAAAUUAUCACCAACCGGCGAAUUUUGUGGCUCGUAAUCAGAACUUAAUAAAACGAGCCAUGAACGUGUUGGAUGGAGACACGAUUAAGGAGUUUAAAUCGUAUUCGGCCAAGUUUAGAGAGGGUGCAAUGAUACCUGAAGACUACCACGAGUAUUGCAAAGCUCUGUUAGGUUCAAGUUUUAAAGAAUUGUUUCCCGAAUUGCUAGUCCUGUUACCAGAUAUCGAGAAACAACAAGACUUGUAUCGGGUUUGCGAUGGGGAUAUUAGGAAAAAUUUAAUCGUUUGUGAGAAUUGCAGUCAAGUCAUUUUUAAAAGGGAGUUGGGAGAGCACUAUAAUUACCACGCUUUAGAAAGCCAGUUUCCCAGUUUGGGGAAAAAUGUCGAGGCGACAAAUGCGUGGAGGAAGUAGAGUAUCCUGUUUUAUUGUUAAUAAAAUGUUAAUUUUAUUCACUUGAUUUUUCGUUUAGCUUGUAACUUUCGCCUUAUGUGAUUUGUUAGAACUAACAAGGUGAUCAUAUGGACUUUUGAACAUUGUAAAUAAAAUUCGUGUUAUAGUUUUGUAUGAACAAAGUUUACGUUUGUAUUUUUAAAUAAGAAUAAAAGUUGCAAUCAA